UGGCCGACCGCACGUCGCCGCGAUCUCAGUUUUGCGAUCGCGUCGGGAAAACCGCUCCGAAAUACCGUACACGCAUCGUGUCCCGGAAGCGUCUUCUGCACUUCCGCGUUUUCCGCAACGCUUCUUCCGAGCGAACGCAGUUAGUGGCUGGAGCUCGGCUGGAGACCGGACGUCGGCUCGAGGAGAGACCGGAAGCGCAAGAGGUUUCGCCGUGACUCACCGAACUUCCUUUGCUGAAGACUGCUCUUUUCCGGUAAUCGACGUUUCGGCGAAGCUUCGCUCGCGCGAUGUCUCACGGUAGCAGGGAUCAAUAUCCUCGCAGCUGAACGCGGGAUUCGAAUUCUUCGAGGAAAGAAGCUAACGCGCUGCGGCCUCCUGCGACUCCCCUUGUCGCGAACAGAUUCCUUGACGAUUAAGCAAACGGGUUUUCCCUUCAGGUGGAAUACCGAGUAGACUCUAAAAUGAAGACCGGUAAUGGUUCGAUAGACGAUCGACCAGGCUUAGAAGGCUACGUAAAUCACGGUUUAAGCGGUUCCACCAACAAUAUAGACCUCAUUCAUUCGUAUCACUCUCUUCAUGGUUCACACGGAAACCGAGAGAUACAGGGCUCGUCAGAUUUUAUCCUGAUCGAAGAGCCUGGUGAUGAUGAGGCCAAACAGAAAGAAAGUCUUCUAAAGUCGAUGUUGCAAUACACGAGGCGGCGUGCCAGGGCCAUAUGUACGAAGAAAACCCUUUACAAGAGGCUGCCGGUCUUGAGCUGGCUGCCAAGGUACAAUGGGCAGGAUGCACUCGGAGAUUUAGUGGCUGGAAUUACCGUGGGCCUUACUGUCAUUCCUCAGUCGCUGGCAUAUUCAAAUGUUGCCGGUUUACCAGCACAGUACGGUCUAUAUGGUAGCUUCUUAGGUUGUUUCAUCUACAUAAUUUUUGGAUCUUGCAAAGAUAUACCUAUGGGACCCACUGCCAUAAUAUCUCUGUUGACUUACCAAACGGUAUCUCAUUUGGAAUCUCCGGUGGAGCAUGCGAUCCUAUUGUGUUUCAUAGUCGGAAUUGUAGAAUUAAUAAUGGGCAUAUUCGGCCUCGGAUUCCUGAUAGAUUUCGUAUCCGGGCCGGUAAGUUCCGGUUUCACAUCAGCAGUGGCUUUGAUAAUCGUUACGUCGCAAAUCAAAGACAUCCUCGGAAUCUCUGCAAAAGGGUCACAAUUUAUUGAAAUGUGGCAGAGCAUCGCUGAUCUGAUACACGAAACUUCGACCUGGGACGCUGCUCUUGGAGCAUCCUGCAUUGCAUUAUUGUUACUACUGAGGUUGUUAGCUUCAUGCAAAAUCGGUCCCAAAGAGGAGGAAUUUCACACAACAAAACAUCGUGUUGUGAAUAAAUUCAUCUGGUUAAUUGGCACUUCGCGAAAUGCACUUUUAGUGGUACUUUGUGGCUUACUGGGCUGGAGCUUCCAUGAAAAUUCGCCUGUCAGGCUGAUUGGCUACAUACCGGGAGGUAUGCCUGCUGUGCAGCUUCCACCGUUUUCAUAUACCGCAAGUGACAAUACGACAGUUACGUUUUUCGACAUGGUCGGUAAUUUGGGCAGUGGUAUCCUGGUCAUACCACUCAUCUCUCUGAUGGAGGACAUAGCAAUUUGCAAAGCUUUCGCCAACGGGAAGUCUGUCGAUGCUACGCAGGAGCUGAUAGCAAUUGGUAUGUCAAAUAUUGGCAAUUCCUUCGUGCAAGCUUUCCCAGGCACAGGAUCUCUUAGUAGGAGUGCAGUAAACAAUGCUUCCGGCGUCAGGACGCCGUUAGGCGGCAUCUACACUGGUGUGUUGGUGAUUUUAGCAUUGCUGUUCCUUACCCCAUAUUUCAGUUUUAUUCCACGCGCCACUUUAGCGGCGAUCAUUAUAGCCGCGGUCAUCUUCAUGGUCGAAGUCAAGGUGGUGAAACCGAUGUGGAGGACGAAAAAAUCAGAUCUUAUCCCGGGAUUGGGCACGUUUAUUGCGUGUCUGGUGCUGAAAUUAGAGAUCGGUAUUUUAUGCGGGGUCGGAAUAAAUAUCCUCUUUAUCUUGUAUCACGCUGCCAGACCAAAAAUAACCGUGGAGAAACUCACGACUAGUCACGGUAUUGAAUAUCUGAUGCUGACCCCGGAUCGAUGCUUGAUCUUCCCAUCAGUAGACUACGUGCGCAACUUAGUGACCAAGUACAGUCAACGUGUCAAAAGCGCCGCGACGCCUGUGGUAAUCGAUUGUUCGCACAUCUACGGCGCAGAUUUCACGGCUGCCAUGGUCAUCGAGACCCUGACGAAGGACUUCGCCAUGAGAGGUCAACCGCUCUUCUUUUACAAUCUGAAACCGUCAGUGUACGCUGUCUUCGAAGGCGUUGAACCGACAGACUUUGUUGUCUAUUAUACGCAAGAAGCUUUGGAUGAUCUAUUGAAGGAAAGAGGCUACAUGAAACAGAUUAAAUAGAAGCGCAGCCGCGAAAGUCCAAAUCGUUCUUAAUUAUGAAGAGUGCGUUCACACCCUUCUGAAACGUUCCUCAAGACUGUUAGUUGAAAUGGCAACAGCUGCUUACUACAUUCGUGGGAGAUACGAAAAUGAUAGUUGGAGAGAAUUAGUAAACUAUUGUUGAAACUGUUUGAAAAUAUCCUAUUCAUAUGAUAGGAUAAUAGAAAAAUUUCAAAAACAUCUGGAAGUAUCCGGAAAACUAGAACAUAUUCUUUUAUGUUCAUGAUGUCUCAUCCCAGUAGACACUUAUGUUUCAUCUGAGUAUUUAUUUAAUUUCGCAGUGAGAGAGAGAGAGAGAGAAGGAGAAGACAUUAGUAUAAUAUAUUUUCUCACAUCGAUCUUUAAUAUAUAAUUAUUCGUAUAUAAGAGCCAUAAGUUAUUUAAAAUUGUAGCGCGAAAGAGAUUGUAUGAUUGAAAUAUCAUUGUACAUUUUUAUGCACUUAUUGCUUUAUGCAGAAUAACGCUGUGUUCUUGAGACAUCUGUAUAAAUAUAGUAAGUUCGAAUAUACUGUGAUAAUUUUAGGUACAAUAUCUAGCAGAGAUGAUCAAUCGGGAGAUCAUCUUUCAAUGGAAGUAAAGUUCAUGCAGGUUUCGCUGUAGAUAAUACAACUGAAUAAUACAUAGAGAAGUUAAACUUUUCUAUUAUAUCUCCGUAUGAUUUAAAAAAGAUUUUUCAAAGAAAAAUACUAUAUAAUACUACAAUGAAAUUAAUACAAUUAUCAUAAGAAAAAUAAUAAUAAUAAUUAAUUCAUUUUAUGUUAUUAUCAUAACUAUAAUAAGUGUAAUAAUAAUGUGAAAGUAACUUACAAUUAAUUUUAUACGAACUAAAUAAAAUAAGUUUUAGACAAUGCGAUAAUAUAAUGGUAAUUAAUUAAUUAAGUAAUGGUAAUUAAUAAAGCGCAAAUUUAUACAUCUUUCUAACAAACAAUACAUCUUCUUUAUUAAAAAAUGAUAAAAUAAUGUGUUGCUUCUGCGAAGCACUGCCGAUAGUAAGAACUCUGUACAAAAAUACUAUCUGUGCAAUAGCUAUAUGUAAUUAUGCUAUAUAAAACAAGUUUAUAGUCUUAUGAUUAGUUACUUAACUACUCAAUAACGCCUCUCAAUUGGCGUUGUCGAAGGAACAUUUAUUACUCAAUAGAUUUAUGUAAAUAAGUGAAAAAUGUACUUACUUGCUUAUUAAAUUUGUAGCAAUUUUUUAUAUCUAUAAUUAUAUUAGGGGUGUGAUUU
This is a messenger RNA of Ooceraea biroi (clonal raider ant), 3713 nucleotides long. It is a transcript of the gene Esp, whose product is annotated as Epidermal stripes and patches. Gene Ontology annotation, biological process: transmembrane transport. NCBI's taxonomy places the organism in Eukaryota, Metazoa, Arthropoda, Insecta, Hymenoptera, Formicidae. Gene Ontology annotation, cellular component: membrane. The record is from RefSeq and is a predicted model, not a curated record.